AUGUCUUCGGAUUCAGAAAUGUACACACCAAAGAAAGACGAUUCGUUGCGAAAGAUAAACAAACCCAUGAUGGAGAAAAAGAGAAGAGCUCGGAUCAACCAGUGCCUCACACAACUCAAGAGCCUCGUUCUGGAGGCUAUGAAACGAGACAGUACACAAGUUUCAAAACUUGAGAAGGCAGACAUCUUGGAAAUGACGGUAAAUUAUUUACGAAAUACCCAGCAUCAGCAACAACAGUGUGUCGACUCUACGACAGAUAUGAGACGUAACAAAUACAGAACGGGGUUCAACGAGUGCGCAACCGAAGUCAUGCGUUACCUUGGUAACGACGAAGGAGUGACACCCGAUGUCAAAUCGAGGCUUAGUGAUCACCUGACUAGGUGCGUUCGAGUGAUGAACAGUCGACUUUCAGAAUCCAGACCUGAAGCAAGUGAAUAUAUUUCCCAGACUUGCGCCGAGGGUUUAUCAAUAGAUAUUCCGUUUUCUGGAUCUAGUGUUGGGACAGUGCAGAGUCAAACUAGUAAUGGUAUCUACUUGUUGAAAACCCAAAAUAUGAAUGCAGCACAGACAUAUCAGUACAAUCAGCACGUGCUCACAAAUGGACAGAGGUCAUUUUCACAAUGCAGGUCACGGUAUCAGAUGAAUGUAGACAAUUCAAUGAUGAAUGUGUCACCAGUAAGACAAUCUCAAGGUGUAUUAAACGUCACAUCCGGUCAGCAGCACCUACAAUAUCCGGGUCAUUUGAAUGCUUCUAUUCACCAACGAACACCAACCGGAAAUGAUAACCUGAAUCACAUGCACAACAACAACAACAACAACAACGAAGUGGUUUGGCGUCCGUGGUGA
Messenger RNA from Ylistrum balloti, 846 nucleotides. Its product is annotated as transcription factor HES-4-B-like. Gene Ontology annotation, biological process: regulation of transcription by RNA polymerase II; regulation of neurogenesis; anterior/posterior pattern specification. The transcript has 3 exons. Lineage: Eukaryota; Metazoa; Mollusca; Bivalvia; Pectinida; Pectinidae. Gene Ontology annotation, cellular component: nucleus. Gene Ontology annotation, molecular function: RNA polymerase II cis-regulatory region sequence-specific DNA binding; DNA-binding transcription factor activity, RNA polymerase II-specific; protein dimerization activity. The record is from RefSeq and is a predicted model, not a curated record. Bases 1 to 846 code for a protein of 281 amino acids.